Telopea speciosissima is the source of this 595-nucleotide messenger RNA. RefSeq names its product 50S ribosomal protein L28, chloroplastic. Lineage: Eukaryota; Viridiplantae; Streptophyta; Magnoliopsida; Proteales; Proteaceae. The transcript is spliced from 2 exons. Gene Ontology annotation, biological process: translation. Gene Ontology annotation, cellular component: ribosome. The record is from RefSeq and is a predicted model, not a curated record. Gene Ontology annotation, molecular function: structural constituent of ribosome. Bases 54 to 518 code for a protein of 154 amino acids.
GUUAUCCCGACUUGUGAGAUCCGUAAAGAGAAAAAGAGAAGAAGACAGUGGAAAUGGCAGCAAUGGCAAUGGCAGCGGCAGGGGUGGUGUUAGGCCACUCGUCCUCACUGUAUGAGGUUCGACCCAGAUGUGUUUCCAAGUCGAAGAAUAAGAAGCUGGAGACGGUGGAGUUGGGAUUUGUGACUUCCCAGUUGAGUGGCAUCAAAAUCUCAUUCCCUUCCACCGCAAUCCAUGCCGUCAAACCCAUCUCUGCUCCUUUCACACCUAUCGUCCAACCAGUUGCUCGUAGAAUUUGUCCUUUUACGGGGAAGAAAGCUAAUAGGGCAAACAGGGUAUCAUUCUCAAACCACAAAACUAAGAAGUUGCAGUUUGUUAACCUACAAUACAAAAGGGUCUGGUGGGAAGCCGGGAAGCGCUAUCUCAAACUUCGCUUAUCGACUAAGGCAUUAAAGACCAUUGAGAAAAAUGGCCUCGAUGCUGUUGCUAAGAAGGCAGGAAUCGAUUUGCGGAAAAAGUGAAGUCACCCACCCACUGUAAGUUUUGGCUCUCUACUGUAUUGGUUUAAUGUUUGACCUGCUUUUGCCGUUCGUUCAAA